Messenger RNA from Bacidia gigantensis, 1212 nucleotides. RefSeq lists its product as uncharacterized. The transcript is spliced from 2 exons. NCBI's taxonomy places the organism in Eukaryota, Fungi, Ascomycota, Lecanoromycetes, Lecanorales, Ramalinaceae. The coding region runs from base 1 to 1212 and encodes 403 amino acids. The record is from RefSeq and is a predicted model, not a curated record.
AUGAGGAUCUCAAGCUAUCUCUCCCUUGGGAGUUUCGUACCAACCGUCCUUGCUCAAAGCAUGGUCACCAACACCAUGAAUUCUACAACUAGUAUCAAAGAGUACUGCAUGACCACAUUGGCAAGCACAAGCCAGCAUAUCAUUCCCAAGGUCAUCAUCAGCGAAGUGCUGGCUCCCGAAUUCGUCGAGCUUAGCGGCUACACUAGCACCCCAGUCUCGACGAAGACGGAUCGCAGGCUAUUGCACACCGCCAACAAGACUAUUGACCGUCUUACGACUGUAGUGACAACUGAUUUGAAGCCGACGGACACGUACAUCUCAACAGAGACGCUCAUAAAGACGACAACUGAGAGCACCGUCACGUACAUAAAUGCUACAUCUACGUUAGACGACACUACAACGUCGAUCGCGACUAUCAUCGUCCCAACGCCCGACAACUUUGAAAACAUACAGCACUCCUCAAAUGACACAACCCUGGGCCAUGCAAUUCCCCUCAAUCAGUCUCUCGAAGCCAAACCAGAAUCGUUCCCUCAGAAAUCAUUCCCUUCAGGAGGGCAGAACGGGAGCGACUUGAUCUUCCCCGAUGCGAUUACAUGCCGCUCUUACCAUCGUAUCUACUACACCCUCGGCAUCACCUCCGUCGUCCCCACAUCCACGACAACCGUCCACCUCCCCAACGCCAAAACGACCACCUCCACAAUCACAAACCUGGAUACUACAACCUCUACCAUCGCGCUCAAUGCCCGUGUCACUGAGACGACAACACAAACCCUCACUGUUGCUACUGCAGUCGCAUCCUCCACCGUCACCGUCGAACCAACCUUGCUCAUCGAGCGCAAGCAAACAACAACCAUCAAAGAGGCCUGCCGUCCCACCAACGUCCUUGGCCCCCAGCUCAACAACACCAGUCUCCUCACUAACGACUACCUCUUCCACAACGACACGACGAAAGUCACUGUUGGCGGGGCGGACGACCCGUACGAGUGCUGCGUCGUCUGCUAUCAGUCUGAAGGGUGCGAAUACUCGCGGUUCAGCUCGAAGGAGAAGCUGUGCCAGAAUUAUAUCAAGGCGGAUAGUAGGACGUGCGAUAACAGAGCCUACGUCGGGGUUUUCUUUAGGACGGAGUCGCUGGAUUUUGACCAGGACGAUGUUUUUCCCAGCUACUACUCGAAUGGGCCGUGUGGGGUUUUGGCUGAUGGGGGGCAUGAAUGA